Phyllotreta striolata is the source of this 1764-nucleotide messenger RNA. NCBI's taxonomy places the organism in Eukaryota, Metazoa, Arthropoda, Insecta, Coleoptera, Chrysomelidae. The record is from the annotation of a GenBank genome assembly.
GUCAAAACAGCAUGUUUCAAAGAGGUUAUGUUAUUUAUUUUGCGAACAUUUUUAUAAUUUAAGCUAUUUUCAAUUAAAUAACAAAAAUGUCAGACGAAGAAGAAACUAAACCGUGUAAUUUCCACGAAAUGGAACUAGACGAUCGCAUAUUGAAGGCCAUAGCGAAACUGGGCUGGCAGAAUCCCACAGCUAUACAGGAAAAAUGCAUUCCGCUGCUGUUAGAAGGUAAAGAUGUGCUGGUGAGAGCCCGAACAGGAUCCGGUAAAACCGCCGCCUUUUUAAUACCUGUUAUACAGAAACUUUUAAACAUCAAACAAACGGCCGCCGAGCAAGAGAUAAAAGCCUUGAUAUUGGCCCCGAGUAAAGAAUUAUGCCGACAGAUCUGCGGCGUGAUCAAAGAUUUAACGAUAAAGUGCUCCAGGGAAAUAAGACAUGUAGAUAUCUCGCAGCAAGUCGAUCUAAACGUGCAGAAACCCCUUUUAGUCGAGAAACCUGACAUAGUAGUGGGCACUCCGGGUCGAGCUUUACAGCAUUUAAACGCAGGAAACUUAACACUAAAGAAAUCCCUAGAUUUACUAGUCAUCGACGAGGCUGACUUGGUAUUCUCUUUCGGCUACGAAGAAGAAAUGAAGAAAGUAAUCGAGCACCUCCCGAAAAUCUACCAAGCUAUACUAGCCUCGGCUACGCUUAGCGAAGACGUGAAGAAUCUAAAGAGCUUGGUGCUUCACAAUCCCGUUAUACUCAAGCUAGAAGAACCCGAAUUAGCACCCGCAUCUCAAUUAACCCACUACCAUUUAAACGCAGAGGAGAUGGACAAAGCAGCCAUACUUUAUGCGCUAUUAAAACUACAUUUAAUAAGAGGAAAAACUAUAAUAUUCGUCAAUUCGGUAGACAAGUGCUAUAAAAUCAAACUGUAUUUAGAACAGUUUGCUAUCAGGACUUGCGUGCUUAAUUCCGAAUUACCCGCCACGAUUAGAUGUCAUGCGGUUAACCAGUUCAAUCAAGGUAUCUACGAUAUAAUAGUAGCCUCUGAUGAAAAAUCGCUAGAAGAACCAUCGGCGGGCGGUAGCCGAGAAAACCCGAAGAAAAGCAAACGAAGAAAAGACAAAGAAAGCGGUGUAUCGAGGGGAAUCGACUUCCAAUUCGUCGCUAAUAUAAUCAACUUCGAUUUCCCGCUCGAUGUCCAAUCGUACAUCCACCGAGCCGGUCGAACGGCCAGAGGCAACAACCAAGGCAGCGUUUUAUCUUUCGUGAGCAUGAAGGAGGCGCCUUUGAAAGAAAAAGUGGAAGAGGAGCUGCGGCAAGGCGAGCACGACCUGGCGGUGUUCAAGACCUACCAGUUCAAACUGGAAGAGGUGGAAUCGUUCCGGUACAGGGCCAAAGACGCCUGGCGGGCCGUCACGAAAAUCGCCGUGCGCGAGGCCAGAUUGAAGGAGAUCAAGCAGGAGAUCAUGAACUGCCAGAAACUGAAGAGCUACUUCGAGGACAAUCCCAGGGACCUGGAGGUGCUGAGGCACGACAAGGCCCUGCACACGGUGAGAAUCCAGCAACAUUUAGCCGACGUGCCCGAGUACAUAGUCCCUCCUACAUUGAAGAGCCUCGCGAACGUGGGCAAGAGCAAAAAACGCAAGAGGGAAUACCAGAAUAGCGACAGCUCUAAUUCGAAAUAUCAGAUGAAGAAGAGCAAUCCUCUGUUGAGCAUGCAAUUCGAAGGGUUCAGCAAGAAGAAAAAGAAGUAAUGUAAAUCGUUUUAUUCAAAUAAAA